Molecule: messenger RNA, 2040 nt
Organism: Rotaria sordida
Lineage: Eukaryota; Metazoa; Rotifera; Eurotatoria; Philodinida; Philodinidae
Source: the annotation of a GenBank genome assembly
AUGAGCUAUGAUAUUGGCGAUAUUCCAAUGUCUGCAAUAUUCGGCGAUUUCAACAAUGAUGGAAUACAAGAUCUAGCUGAAGUCAAUCAAGGAGACAAUACUAUGCAUGUGUUGUUUGGCACUGAUAAAGGUACCUUUCCAAUUGCAACGACGUAUAGGACCGGUGUCGAUCCAAUCUCCAUAACAUCCGGUGAUUUCAAUCAUGAUAACUUAUUGGACUUGGCAGUGGCAAAUUUCGAUGAAGACACAGUUAGUGUACUACUUGGUGAUCACAAAGGAGGCUUUACAACUCAAACAAAAUAUGAAACAAAAGACAAACCAAUCUCUAUUACAUCAAGCGACUUUAAUAAGGAUGGUUAUCUGGAUAUAGCCGUGGCUAUUUUUAGUGAUAGCACUAUUAGUGUUCUCUUCGGUUGUGACAAUGGAACAUUUAGCAAACCAAUUUCAUAUUCGGCCGGAGGAGUGCCAGUUUUUAUAAUAUCAGGUGAUUUCAAUAAUGAUACGAAUAUCGAUUUAGCAGUGGCAAAUAUUGCCGAGAACACUACCAAUAUAUUGCUUGGUUAUGGUACUGUGUAUUUUCAGGCUCCAUUAAAAUUUAAUACGGGUAGAUAUCCAUGUUGGAUCACAUUGGGUGAUUUCAAUCACGAUCAAAAACAAGAUCUUGCAGUAACUAAUAAACACGAUAAUAAUAUUAGUGUGCUGCUGGGAAACGGGAACGGAACAUUCCAGACUCAAGUUACCUAUAAGAUCGGAGGACGUCCAAACUCUAUCAUAUCUGGUUAUUUCAACAAUGAUAACAAUCUAGAUUUGGUUAUUAUUAAUCAAAUGGAUAACAAUGUUAGUAUACUACUUGGCUAUGACAAUGGAACCUUUAAUGAGGGAUUCACAUAUAGUACUGGUGAUUUUCCAUUUGCCUUGACAUCGGGUGAUUUCAACAAUGAUACAAAGUUGGAUUUAGCAGUGACUAAUUCUAAUGAAAAUACAAUUAGUAUUUUAUUUGGGAAUGGGAACGGAACGUUUCAAACUCAAAUAAGAUAUUCGACUGGUUCGACACCACAUGCAAUUCUAUCGAAUCAUUUCAAUGAUGAUACAAAUCUGGAUUUGAUAGUAGUGAAUACCGACGAAAAUUGUAUUAAUUUGAUAUUAGGUACAAGAAAUGGAAUUUUUCAGGCUGGAAUAGUGUAUCCCGUUGGGCACAAUCCUCGAGUUAUAAUAUCAGGUGAUUUUAAUAAUGAUAAACGACUAGAUUUGGUAGUUGUCAACUCCGACGAUAAUAAUAUCGGUGUUUUCAUAGCCGAUAGAAAUGGAUUCUUUCAGUCUCAAGUGACAUAUACCACUGGCAAAUCACCAAUAUCAAUUACAUCGGGUGACUUUAACAACGACAAAAAUUUAGAUUUAGUUGUAGUGAAUAAUCUCGAUAAUAACAUGAGCAUAUUUCUUGGUAAUGGUCACGGAUCAUUUCAAGCUACAAAUAUGUAUAAUACUGGUAAUGCACCAAGCUGUAUAACAUCAGAUGACCUUAAUAAUGAUAAAGAGCUAGAUCUAGCUGUGACGAAUUUUAACGACAGUACGGUCAUGAUGAUGUUUGGCAAUGGAGACGGGACCUUUCGAAGUCCUAUUAGUCAUGAAACUGGAAAGAAGCCGAGCUAUGUUAUAUCUGUUGAUUUAAAUCAAGAUGGAAGAAAAGAUCUAGUAGUAACAAAUUUCGGUUCGAAUACUAUAAUCAUAUUUCAAAGUAAUGACAGUGGACCAUUUCUGAUUGAACUGCAUUACAUCGUUGGUAAGAAACCAAUAUCAGUUGUAUCGGGUGAUUUUAACAAUGAUAGCAAGAUGGAUCUGGCAGUAUUAUGCUAUGCAUCAAACAGUAUUAAUAUACUGCUGAAUACAAACAAAAUGUUCUCAUCCCAGACAACGUUAGGAGCGGGUUGUGGGCCUACUUCUAUAACAAUGGUUCCUUCAAACAACGGCAGAAAAAUAGAUCUUGCAAUAACAAAUAAAGGUACCAACGAACUGACUAUCUUUCGUAAUAUGUGCCUAUAA